GGCAAUGGCAUUCGCUCGGCGACUCUCACGCCGUAGACAUGUAUUAAUAACGCGGACGUUCUGUUGUCAAACACUCGCGCUCCGCUACAGCCAUCAUAAUAUUUAUUUUUAAAUCGAAUCGUGCCUGUUUCGGUUCUGCGUCUAAACAGUUUAUAUUCAUGAACCAAUGUGAUUGUGGUCCCGACUGCCAGUGCGCGUGGUGUCCUUUAUCGAUAAUAUUAUAACCUGUAUGACUUCAAGGGCAUGAGCGGCCCGUUUCUUGGAUGCGGUGCAAAGAGGCUGGUCUGAGGGUUCCGGCUUCCGACCUUGUUCAUUAAAUGUUAAAUAUAAGUGGGCGUAGCUUUUCGAAAGUUUCAAAAUCGAUCGUGACGUGUGUACCUUGUGCGUAGGAUUAAUUGACGUAAUAUUUGUUUACCUUGCUUGCACUGUGAAUAUAUAACAGAACAUUGAGUACUAAUUACCUACGGCGCUGCAAUAUUGACAGUUCUCUUGAAUAUUACAAACAUUGAAAGGUAUCAAUUGGAAUGAAUCAAGUGGACACCAACCGACCACGAGGGACAUUGUCCAGGUCGUGGGCGUGAGAUGGCGCGUGCGGGUAUGCUACACAAGGGAGGAAAAAGUGGCACAGAAGGGUGCGAUGACGUUCAGCGUUCUCUGGAGCUGCUAGACCAGGUGCUGAGCGAGUACGACGAGGGAGAGCCCAGGUCGCUGGAGCCGCGUGCGCAGCCCUCGGCCACGCCUGCCACGCCGGCUACUCCAGCCACGGACGACGACUCCCCGCUCGCCGGACACACCUCCGAGGACGAUGGAUAUAUGAGCAUGAACGGGAGACGUGCGAAAUUCGCGCUCGGCUUUCGACCAACAGAAGAACACGAGGAACCUUCACCUCCAGAGCUGAGAUCACCACCCUCGCCUCCACCACCUGAAGAAGCUGAAAGAAUUAUCUCGACCUUACUACCCAAAGUAUCUCCGGCAAAUUCCGCAAACCGUACAUCGUCUAUAGAGCAACGAGAGGCCGAAGAAAAGUUUGAUUCCAUUAUCAGUGUAAAUGGAAUCACCACUGCAACGCAAACAACCUUCCCAAAAACCAGACAUCAAAGACCUUAUGGGUGGGACAAAGAAGAAGAACUGAAUGGUUUUCAACUGCAACAACCACCCAUUCCUGCAUAUAAGUUUUCAUCUUUACAACAUGGCGCAAGACCUCCACAAAGUGAUAUCACACCGUCGUGGCUUCCACCAAGACAAGGGGUCUCACCAUCAACAGUCAAAAAGUCGCCUAGUUUUGAAAAUCCUGCAAUAUUUCCGUUCAUGGGUUUCUCUAAUGAAUUUAAUGAUAAACCGUAUAAUGAACAUCCGGUUACUAUUUAUCCGGGCCCUAAUAUACAAUUCAAUAGGCAAUCACAUUCACCUACCUAUAAAAUUCCCCCGUCCAAUAUUAAGAAUAUAGAUAAAAGAUUUAACUCCAAACGUGACAGUACGCCAGAUGGCGAAAUAUUAUUGUCACCGAAAACGAAAAUACCUCCGCGAACUCUCGCUGGUUCUAUGGAGCGACAUAGAGAAGUGUGCAGAGGAUCUACGGAGGAUAUAAUGGAGAGUUGUAGGCUGCGGAGUUCAAGCAAACUCAACGAUGAUGAACAUUUUUCUGAUGAUUCAUUAGAAGAGUCCUUACCUUCACCGCCGCCCAUUAACACACCUUCGAAACGUAAUUCCAUAGCAUGGGAAGUGUCCCUCGAUGGUGACGAUCCUUUACUGACACCGGGAAGUACAAAGGUUAUUGGAAGAAGACGAAGAAAGUCUGGUGACCAAUCACACUCGAGUACUAGUUCCAUUCCACAGCGACUUGACGAAGACUGGGGCGAAGAAUACUGGCCUCCCCCACCACCGAUUUGUGAUAGUCAAGCAUCACCCACCUCCGAAGUAGAGCUUGAACUGCGACGAGCUCAUGAUCUAGCAUGCGGUACAUAUGUCAUCAGAAAAGGCAGAAACCGUAAACAAUUACCAAGCUUUAACAAGAGCCCUAAUAAUAAAAACAAUUCUGGAAAUCUGUUGAAGUGUCAUAGUUUAAAUAGGAGCACUGAAAAGUCAAUUGAUGAAUCGAGUAUAUCUAUUAGUGGUUCCGGAUCUGUUGGCUCCUAUAACUCUAGGCCUAGUUCAGAUUUGAGUCUACCUCAAUCUAGAUAUAGUGUUGACCUAAAUUCUAGAUUAAGUCGUGAACUUAAUACACCCAACUCAAAAUACAGUAUAGAUCUCUGUACACCGAUUUCUAGGAUAAGUAAAGAAAUCGUUUCACCUAAAUCUAGACUUAGCUUGGAUCUUAAUAAUAGUCAAGAUAGGUAUGUUAACCAAGAGUUUUAUAGUCACAGUCCGAAAAGUAGAAAAGGAACAGGUGAUAAAAGAGAAAAAACACCGGUUGUCCCAACCAAACUAUCGCCACAAAGUAGAUUUGCUGAUUUCAAAAAGUAUUCUUCUACAUUCGAUAAUAUUCAAUCCUUAAUUAAAGAAGGAAAAGUAGAGGAAACUGAGCAAAACGAAUGCAAUGAGACUGUUAGCGAACUUUCCAUCGCUCCACCUAACAUGGUUCGCGUAAUCUCAUUACCAGCACUUGGAACUGAACCUGACAACAAUACAGCAAGUAGGCAAGCAUUAAUAACAACAGUAACAGAAGAAGAGGACCAAGAAAGUGGCGACCACGGUUCAAGUGGCAGCACAUCGCCCCUUAGAAAAAUAGAAAAUAAUAUAAGUGCUAUAUUAAGUCAUGGUCGGGACCAAAAACAUUAUACCCCAUAUAUACCUAAAGACUGGAAUAUUCAUAAGGAUGAAUAUUGCGAUGAGUUAUCUAAUGAGAUAUUAGAAAAUAAUUAUCGUUUCAGUUCAAGAGAAAGACAAAAAAGACAUGAUAUACAGAAGUCUUCCAGUCAUAAUGAAAUUCAGAACCAAAGGUCAAUUGAGCGUCGUGACCGUUCAUCAAGUAGAAGGUCGAACAGUAUGCAUAAAUCUGCGAGUGCAAAAGACGUGCCAGUAAAUUUGAUGCGUCAGCCGUCAUCAUCAGAUUCAGCAGUGUCAAGUGGAGGCGAUUUUCCCUUAAACGUUCAAAUUGUUGAGCAUUCUUACAGGCACAAUCAAUUGCCACCUUCUCCAAAUUUGGGACACGAGAUGGGUCCUUUACCACAAACACCUGAAUCUCCUAAAUUUCCGCCACUGCCGCCUUCACCUGUACAGGAAGUGGAAGAUGAAUAUACUGAGAUAAUGCAACCGCAAGAAAGACGUCAUGUGAUAAAAGCUGACACGUUGCCAACUCCUACGAUGGAGUUUAGACGAAGGCCGUCAGAGCCCCCUGCAGUACCUCCCCAUAGAGAUACAACCAAUAGUCUGAAGACGAGGUCUAUGGAAGCCAGUUACAACAAAAACAGAAGGAGCAGUAAUUUCAAGAGUGGCUCCACAGAUAGAAGGACACUACCCACAGACACCGGAGCAAGUGGGGCGCGUCGUCGUACUCUUCAGCGUCAGAAUCGCGACCCAUCGAGCGGCCGCGGACAAUUACAGACUUCUGCCAGUCUUCCAGAAACGCCAGUAUUUGCCCGCGGUUGCGAUGUUCCUCGGACUCCACCAAGAAACUCUACGGGACCGCCAAGGAACAACACAAUGAGCUCGGUUCAAACUAUAGGAAGCAGCGUCACAUUGGGAGGAUACGGGCGUGGAUCUGUUAUGGGUACUUCUGGGGUCUGCACGGGAGCUGAUCUGCUGCGACUGGGAGGACCUCCGAGGGGAUGGUACCCUCGCCAGAGACACCGGCCGGCUUCGAUAGAGCAUCUGGACAGAAUCACAGCUUCCUCGAAGAUGGCGGCAGACCACACCAUCAACUGGGAAGGCUCCUGUGCUCGCAAACCACUCACGCUGCCACCCAACUUAACGCCGAAAUUCUUUCAAAAGUCACCCAGAGAGGCUCUACGUAGAGUUACGAGCUUAUUAAUUAGAAAAGGUAACAAUGGCAGGGAGAAGGACAAUACAAAAAAUAAGGAGGCCACGUCGCCAGCGGCGCGCUCUGCUAACGGUGAGGAGCACCCUGGGCAGAAACAAAAGAAAGGAUUCUUUAGAAGUUUUUGGAAAAAGUCACGACAUUACUCUUUGGAGCAUCCGUGAGCUGCGAGAUAUUUACGGAAUUUUGAUUGUAUUUAGAAUGCUUUGAAUUUGAUCUCUGCAAAGAAUUAUUAAUCGGGAUCACGAUAAAAAUUGUUAAUAUUGACUGCGCACAAUAAUUAAACUUGUAUUAAUUGCAAUAUAAUAUUAACGCGACAAUUAACACAUUGUUAAUAUUAAGUUCUUUAGUGUACAUGUGUGAAUGUGGCUUAAAGUGUGUAGUUCUAAGACGUAGUAGGCUCUGACCGAAAUCUGUGACAUAAGUGAGACGUGACGGUUUUGUCAAUAGUGUACUAACAUAAUAAUAGUAUAUAACCUAAUUUUAUUUUAAGUAAAAGUUAAAACUAUUUUAGGAACUAUUAUAAUAAUACGCAAUAGCAUUACUUUUGUUCUAAUAGCGAUCUAGAAUAUGUAGAUAACUGAAGUUCUUAGUUAUCAAAUGUUAUGUUGGUACACUUAGUAUUUUCAUUAUGUAAGCUGGCUUAUAUAUUUCCUUUAAAAAUGUUUAAAUGCAUGUAUUCACAUUGAACUACAAUGGCACAAAAUGUUACCGAUUAUUGAGCAUAAUUUACUAUGCUAGUAUAUUAUAUUUUUCAUGUAGACUUUAGUCAUAUGAACUUUAUCCUUUGUACUUCUAGAAAUGAGAUCAUUUUUGAUGACUAUAAAUAACUCUUAACCUUUUAUACAUCCUUAUAUUCGAGUGUACUUAACUCACUAUUACUGUAGAUUUUGUCAAAGAAAUAAAUUAUGGUUAUUAGCAAAGGUUGUUUUAUUUGCAAGAUUGGCCGGGGAUAUUGUAAUUAAACACAUAUAGUAUAAUACAAA
This is a messenger RNA of Leptidea sinapis, 4962 nucleotides long. RefSeq lists its product as uncharacterized. Bases 583 to 4140 code for a protein of 1185 amino acids. The transcript has 14 exons. The record is from RefSeq and is a predicted model, not a curated record. NCBI's taxonomy places the organism in Eukaryota, Metazoa, Arthropoda, Insecta, Lepidoptera, Pieridae.